CAACGCCUCCGCCUCCGUCAUUGUGGCUUGCGGGUUUUGGUGAUGCUCUGAGCGGGUACAGAAGAUGAGACAAAUCGAUGUUUUUGUGACGAGCCAACGUCAGGAAGGGUGACGGAAGAAGAGGAAGAAAAUAACCCCACCAAACCCCCCUCCUCACACGCAUCCCCGUGACGUCAUCAACAAGUGACUUUAUUUACUUCUGGUCCAGUUAGCCGCCGCUGCUGCUGCAAUGGAAGUAAACAGGGACGAAGCGGAGCGCUGCAUUGACAUUGCGACUGCGGCGUUAAGUAGCAACCAGCCGGAGAAGGCGCAGAGGUUCCUGGAGAAGGCGCAAAGGCUCUUCCCGACAGAGAAAGCCAAGGUAUUGCUGGACCUAAUAGCAAAGAAUGGAUUCACACCCAGACAAGGUGGCGACUCAGACUUCAGUGGGGUCUCAGGACCUCGACAACGACAGAACACUAGUGAAGAUACCAGACCUGAAGAAAAACCUUCAGACACCUCAAAAUCCUACACGGCAGAUCAGCUAGAUGCUGUCAGAAGGAUAAAACAAUGUAAAGACUUCUAUGAAAUCCUCGGGGUCCAGAAAGACGCCUCUGAGGAUGAACUCAAAAGAUCCUAUAGAAAACUUGCUUUGAAAUUCCAUCCAGACAAGAAUCACGCUCCUGGUGCUACAGAGGCAUUUAAAGCCAUUGGUAAUGCAUAUGCUGUUCUGAGUAAUGACAACAAAAGAAGACAGUAUGAUCAGUAUGGAGAUGAAAGAAGGCAUCCUUCAAGACACAGCCCAGACAACGGAAACUUUGAGCCAGAUAUUUCCCCUGAAGACCUCUUUAAUAUGUUCUUCGGAGGAGGUUACCCAUCAAGUAAUGCUCAUGUAUACACUAAUGGACGGAUGCGAUACCAAAGGCGAGAGAGAAGAGAGAGACAGCGGGAUGGAGGUCUUGCUCUCUUCGUGCAGGUCAUGCCCAUCCUCAUUCUGGUUAUUGUGUCAGCUCUCAGUCAGAUAAUGGUCCACAGUCCCUCCUACAGCCUCAGCUUCAGGCCGUCAGCAGGUUACUCGCAGAAGAGGCUGACUGAGAACCUGAAGGUGCCAUAUUAUGUGGGGGAGCAGUUCUCCAAAGAGUUUACUGGUGUGAAUUUGAAAAAGCUGGAGCAGACGGUGGAGGAUGAUUAUAUUUCCAACCUUCGCAACAAUUGUUGGAAGGAGAAGCAACAAAAGGAAGGAAUGCUGUACAGAGCUCGCUAUUUUGGAGACACUGAUCUGUACCAAAGAGCACAGAGGGCUCGAACACCAAGCUGCGCCAAGCUGUCAGAGAUCACGGCUUCAUUACAUGGAUGAGGAUGCUUUCAUGAUUAAAAGUUUCCAGAACCACCACUAAAGAUUACAGGCUGUAAAUAGAUAAGCUUUAACAAUCUGGAGGCUGAAGAUGACUCAUCAAGCAACACAAGCAAACCAGCAGCACUCCUCACUAAACUGACAACACAAACCAGUUCAAGCCAUUUCUGUGGAAUUUUAGUACGUGGAAUUCAAAUAUAAUGAUAUUUUAUUGUUUUGAAUGGAAAAGCCACUAAGUAUAUUUUGUCCUUCCCGACAAGAUGUGAGUUUAAACAACCUCCAAGCCCCAGUUUUAACUGGGAGCCAUGAAGCUGGCAAAAGUCACUUUACUUUGGGUUUUUUUUGUGCAAAUGCUGUAUGAAACCAGAGCAUAGUUAACUUAUAUAUAGUCAUACAGAUAUCAUUCAUGUAGCAGUUUAACAGAUACCAUUGAAUGCUUCCUCCUUAUUUUUAUGCAGUUGGAUCAGCAGAAAAAAAACAUUUGAGGGGGGAUCUGCUGAUUUGACUUGAAAUGCACAUGCUCAAACUAUGCAGGAAUAUUGUGAAACCUCUGAUGAUUAUUCACUCCCGUCUAGGGUUUGUCAGGCACUUGAAGCACCUGAGAUCUGUCUUUUUUUCUGCUGUGUGUGCUCUAACAGUUAGGAAACUUUCCUGUCACUUUGCCUCCUUUAGUUGUAUUAAAGACAGAAUUCUCUAGUAUAACUUCACCUCACACUAAAUGCCAAGAGAACGAGACAUGUGCCUACCCACAAAGUGGGACGUUAAAAGGUUCUAGUUUUGGAAUCUCUGAUGAAUCUCAUCUGUUGGAAAAACAAAACGCAAUUUCUGUCAGACUUUCUAAGUUUAUAGUAUGCUAUUUAUUCUUUGUAUUAUUUAUUUAAGGAGUAGCUCUUGCUCACUUUUUCCACCAUGUUUUUACUCCCGGAUGAAAAUAAAUAUGGAUGCCUAAACGUG
Amphiprion ocellaris (clown anemonefish) is the source of this 2287-nucleotide messenger RNA. RefSeq names its product DnaJ heat shock protein family (Hsp40) member B12b (gene dnajb12b). The coding region runs from base 230 to 1336 and encodes 368 amino acids. The record is from RefSeq and is a predicted model, not a curated record. NCBI's taxonomy places the organism in Eukaryota, Metazoa, Chordata, Actinopteri, Pomacentridae. Gene Ontology annotation, cellular component: endoplasmic reticulum membrane. The transcript is spliced from 10 exons. Gene Ontology annotation, molecular function: Hsp70 protein binding. Gene Ontology annotation, biological process: cellular response to misfolded protein.